This is a messenger RNA of Geodia barretti, 909 nucleotides long. The record is from the annotation of a GenBank genome assembly. NCBI's taxonomy places the organism in Eukaryota, Metazoa, Porifera, Demospongiae, Tetractinellida, Geodiidae.
AUGCGCGCUAAUCAACCCGUCACGGUUGCCGACCAUGUUGAUUGGGCUGAACAACGUUUGACACAAUCCAAAGUUCACUCCAGUCACGGAUGCACCAGUCUACGCGAUGAGUCAAUCUGGGCGACAUUGCACGUAGCAAAUCUGAUUGAUCAGGAAUAUGAAGAUGUUCAUGAUCAAAACUUGUCUGAAAUUGAGAGUUCAGCACUUCGCGAACUCGUAGAACGCAGAAUCGAAACUCGCAAACCGCUUGCCUAUCUGAUUCGAGAAUCCUGGUUUGCUGGCUAUGCAUUCUAUAUCGAUGAAAGGGCAAUCGUGCCCCGGUCUCACAUUGGAGACUUGAUUCAAGAUGGCUUUGGCCCGUGGGUAAAUCCUGCCCAAAUUCACCGUAUUUUGGAUCUGUGCACUGGAAGCGGCUGUAUUGCUGUCUCUCUUGCGUUGUGUUUUCCGAAAGCUUCGAUAGACGCUUCGGAUAUUGACGCUGAUGCACUUGAGGUAGCGCGAAUCAAUAUCGAACGCUUCCAAUGCAAUGAGCAAGUUCGGGUAGUUCAAAGUGAUCUCUAUGACAACCUUGCAACUCAGCAAUAUGACUUGAUUGUCAGCAAUCCACCCUAUAUCGACAGCUCAUGGAUAGAUAGUCUCCCAAAAGAGUAUCAGCAUGAACCACGCCACGCAUUUGAAGCGGGUGAAGACGGACUGGACUUUGCACAGCGAAUACUUUCGCAAUCCAGAAAUCACCUUACUGACCAUGGAUUUCUACUGAUGGAACUUGGAAACUCUGCGGAUGAGCUUGAAGCGCAGUUUCCGAAUGUUCCGUUUCUCUGGCUGACUUCGAGAAGCGGCGAGUCGGUGGUGCUGCUGAUUAGUGCCGAAGAACUAAAAAUGUACGAAUCGGAGUUCGCAUUGCCAUAG